Sesamum indicum (sesame) is the source of this 1650-nucleotide messenger RNA. Its product is annotated as RING/U-box superfamily protein. Lineage: Eukaryota; Viridiplantae; Streptophyta; Magnoliopsida; Lamiales; Pedaliaceae. Gene Ontology annotation, biological process: protein polyubiquitination; protein monoubiquitination. Gene Ontology annotation, molecular function: ubiquitin protein ligase activity. The record is from RefSeq and is a predicted model, not a curated record.
UUAUGAGGCAAAAUAUUAGUUAGGAGAAAAUUUCGGGGUCAAGUUGCUAAGUUUUUAUGCUACUUGAGCGGCUCAAUCGCAGGUCAGAUCCGACCCGGAAAUAUAGCCACCGCCUGCUCUCUCUCUCUCCCCCUCAAUGAACCGAAUAGCUGAAUCAGUGGUCGGAAAACGGUGCCCGAUUUGCUUGAGCCGAAUCGAAGUCCGAUCGGCGGCUGUGAUCAAUCCCUGCAUGCACGCUUACUGCAUCGGAUGCAUUCGCAGGUGGAGCGAUUUCAAGCGGAAGUGCCCUUGCUGCAACGCGGAUUUCAGCUCGUGGUUCAGCAAAAUUAAUAGGGAUUUCCGAGAAGAGAAAUUGGUGCCUUUUGGCAGGUGGAAAACGGUCAGUUCACCUCCCCCCGACGACACGAUACUGCGCAGGCGGAGAGCUCAGUUUUUCGAACAAAGAAGGAUAAUUCAAAGAUCCAGGGAAGUGUCGGUAGUACGAUCUAUAGCAAGAGAGUUGCCAAGACAACGGUCAUUUGGUUGGUUAAGUCAUGAAAGUCCCGAUGUUAUAGCUGAGAGAGUUAGACAAUGGCGUGUUAGCAUUUAUGAGCAGAGAUUGCAGGCAGUUCCUCUCCCUCACAAGAAUGGUCUUAUGCAGCAAGUUAUGGGAAAUAAUGGCGCAAAAGAAAUGAUAUUGAGGAGGAUAGAACCAUGGAUACAGAGGGAGCUGCAGGCCAUUCUGGCAGAUCCUGAUCCUACCAUCAUUGUACAUGUUGCCUCCUCGCUUUUCAUCACAAGAUACGAGAAAAAGCAUGAAAACUUUGAAGACCAAGUAGUUCCUGAGGAUGAAUUUCUUGCGCCCCUGCGGCCUUUUCUUCAUGAGCAGACAGAAAUCUUUUGGCAUGAACUUAGAUGUUUCGCAGAAAGCUCGUUCUCCAUGGAAACAUAUGAUACACUUGUAGUGUAUAGAGGAGUGGACUAGAGAGAUGUUUUGGUGCUGUCGACAGUGGAAGUGAAUGAGAUAAUUUCUCUUGCAGGAUUUGCACGUUUGUCCUUCAACUUUGAUCUGAGCUUUUGUCAGCAGGACCAAGUGAAACGAGCAUAUAACAUGGUCAGGACUACCAUAUUGGCAAUUAACUUCAAUGGAUUGGGGUCUGGGUUCUUGUAGUAUGUUCAACCUAGAACCAAUACUUCAUGAAAGGGGAGCUUUUUUGCACUAGCUUGGAGAUUGGGAUGCAAUGUGAGCAGUCCUGCUUGUGUUUCUACAGCACAAUCUACGAUUCACAAGUUGCUAGAUUCAUUGGCUCACCUAAAUUGAAGAACUUCCAAGCAUACAUGCAUCGGUGGACUAUAAUCUUAGUUGCUCUAUAUCCCUAUUGGUUUCAGCAUAAUCUUCUUGUUAUCUGAAGUUGAGUAAUUGUUCCAAUCAUGAAGAAGAGGACUAUGAUCGAGGCAGCAAACUAGGAUCUCUUGAUGAAAGUUUAUGUGAAGAGAUCUGGGAUAUGGUGAAACCAGCUGAGCCUUUGUCAAUAAUACAGACUGAUGACAGGCUGAUCAGUUGUAAGCGCACCAAUAGAAAUACGAAUUUUUAGUAGAGAAGAAAUGUGCUCCAGGAAGAACUGCAAGAAGGCUUACACAGAGCUUAUAAAUCUUAGUAGCGACUUUUUG